AGCCUAUCCCAGCUGACUUUGCCGAUAGUAGGGGUACAAACCGGACAGGUCGCCAGCCAAUAUUUUAAUAUUAAAACCAAAAACUUGUAACUCACCUCUCAUGCUAACGUCAAUGGGGUUGAGUCCUGCAGCAAACACCUUGACAAUAACCUCAUUGGGGUAGCUGAUGACUGGGAAACUGGCAUUUUUGCUCAGUCGUAAGACAUCAUUGCCUCCAUAUUUAUCAAUCACCCAUGCAGGCAUGACAGUCCUGCAGCAGUUGGAGGUGUUGAAAAAUCUAAAAGCCGGAGUUGAAAUGUUGCGGCGAAACAACCUGCGCACUGCCAUGUUUCAAGUGAGAAAAUAUUCAAUGAAUGAAAUAUCUUUUAGAAAGUGGAGACUAAACCUGUAAAUUAAUCACAGUUUUUUAACACCCGACUUCUUUCUUACUGUAAACAUUUUCCUUUCGCGCAAAUACACCUAGAACGAAAAUUAAGCUAUUCGUCCUGUCAAAAAGACCUGCUCAUCUAAAAUCAACCACUUCCUGAAAGUUCCCAAGCGCAGACCCUCCACCAAUCCUUGCCAAGAUUGCUCAAUCAUGAGCCAAUGGAACAAAGCGUUGUUGCAUUGCAGGAGUUUUCAAACAAACAUGGCAGCCCUCUGGUGCCGCACGUCGUAUGAAGGUUGUUGAUUUGACACUAUGUGCCUUCAAGUUCGAAAAUAUGCUCAACCUCACAUUACGAGAGGUUUCCGUUGCACUCAGAGAGGGAAAGAUUUCUCCAAUUGAGCUGUGUAGGAAGUGCCUGAAUCGGAUCAAGCAAACAGAACAUCUAAAUGCUUACAUAACGGUUACCGAAGAACAGGCACUGAAGCAGGCCCAAGAAGCGGAGACCAGACACCAGCAAGGUGCUCUAAAAGGACCUCUGGAUGGAGUUCCUUUUGCAGUCAAAGACAACUUCAGCACAAAGAACAUCAAGACAACAUGCGCUUCAAUGAUGUUAAAAGACUAUACUCCACCGUACAAUGCUACAGUGGUGCAAAAGCUUUUGGACCAAGGAGCUGUUCUUCUUGGGAAGACCAACAUGGAUGAGUUUGCUAUGGGGUCAGGCAGUACUGAUGGUGUAUUUGGACCAGUGAGGAACCCCUGGAGCUACGCUGCUCCCUACCAUGAGCGAACAGGAGCGGUACCAGACACAGACUGGGUCAUCACCGGAGGAAGUUCAGGUGGAAGCGCUGCAGCGGUGGCGUCCUUCACUAGCUAUCUGGCUUUAGGGUCGGACACAGGUGGUUCUACUCGUAACCCAGGAGCGCUUUGUGGGGUUGUGGCUUUGAAGCCAACCUACGGACUGCUGUCUAGACACGGCCUCAUACCUCUGGUCAACUCCUUUGACGUCCCAGGCAUUCUGACACGCACAGCCAGUGAUGCCGCCAUUGUCUUAGAUAUCCUCCAAGGCCUCGACACACGAGACUCCACAACAGUUCCUCCUCCUCCAUCGCCGGCAGAACUGCUGGAAGAUUUUGACGUCAAAAACCUCUGCGUUGGCAUUCCAAAGGAGUUCCACGCCCCGGGACUAUCUGAGGAGACUGUCGCACAGUGGAGCCGUGUCGCUGACAUGUUUGAGAAAGCAGGCGCACGAGUGGAGCAAGUGUCCCUCCCCCACAGCCAAUAUUCCAUUGCGUGUUACCACGUCCUGUGCUGUGCUGAGGUGGCAUCUAACAUGGCCCGUUUCGAUGGGCUGCAGUACGGUCACCGUAGCCAAGUAGACAGCUCCACUGAGGCCAUGUAUGCUACCACCCGACAUGAGGGCUUCAAUGAUGCUGUGCGAGGGAGAAUAUUAUCUGGCAACUACUUCCUGCUCAAACAGAGCUACCAGCACUACUUUGUGAAAGCCCAGAAGGUUCGUCGGCUAAUAGCGGAUGAUUUCAAGCGCGUGUUCAGCUCGGGUGUUGACGUGCUGCUGACACCCACCACUCUCUCUGACGCCACACGUUAUUCGGACUUCAUGCAAGAAGACAACCGAACACGCAGCUCGCAGGAUGAUGUCUUCACCACGCCGGCCAACAUGGCAGGUCUCCCUGCGGUUUCUGUGCCAACUUCAUUAUCCAAACAAGGCCUUCCCAUUGGUUUACAGCUCAUAGGCCCCGCCUUCCAAGACAAGAAGCUACUAUAUGUCACCCAGUGGAUCGAACAGAGGGUUGGGUUUCCCUUCAUCAGUGACUUUGAGGAAUCCAACAGGCAGGAUUUGAGUUUCACUCUUAACCUUGCAGGAGGACAGAGAUGAAUAGAUGGUCCAAAUAGAAAAAAGCUGUUGUGUCAUGAAGUUGAAAUUAAGUAUAAAAAGAAAGCUUUACAAGUACUAGGGUGCAGGGGUGAAGGAUGAGCCAGACACUGAAAUUUGAGCUCAACAAAUUGGUGUGUCUGUCUGGGAGCUGAGAUGGUAGAAAACCAUAGACAAAGCCAUCAGAAACUUUUAUUGUAUGUAUGUAUGUAUGUUUUCAUCACAAGAUGGGAAAAAAAAAACGAAGUUCAGGGUCGCAUCCUGGAGCCUAUCCCAACUGACUUUGGGCAAGAGGCGGAAUACACAUCGCAGGGCACAUACGUAUAGACAAACAACCAUUCACACUCCCAUUCAUACCUAUGGAUAAUUUGGAGUUUCCCAUUAACCUAGCAUGCAUAUUUUUGGAAUGUGGAGGAACCAGGGUACCCAGAGUAGAGUAACCCCACGCACGCACAGGGAGAACACGCAAACUCAUAGCUCCGUGUCCACCGUGCAGAAUGUCAGGACAUCAUGGACUUUAACUGGCAAACAUAAACGACACCAUGAAUCAUUGUUGUUAAAACCCAAAAGUAGUACAGUACUGGCUUUUAUAAAGCAGCUCUUGACAAAUAUAGGUAUAUGACCAACACAAAUUAAAUACACAAAUACAGUAUUUUUUCUGUCUUUUUGUCUUGGUUUUUUUUUUUUACAGUAAUUCCGCCACAGAGAAGUUACAUUUUAUAGGAAGUGUCAGAUGAAAUUCACCCAGUCAUCCAGUUAGUGAGCUGGAAAGGUACUAAAUAAAGUGUUACAGCCUCGUCUCUGGUGACUGCCAGUACAAAUAACCCCUAACCUAUUUCUCCGUGUGAAGCCAUAAUUGGCCUUAAUAUGCUUGCUGGAAUAAUAAGUAUAUAAACCUACUUCAUUGUUACUGCAUAACAAGUAAACCUUUUCUCUGUGUUCAGCAGUGAAAACAAAUUAUAUUUAUUAAAAAAUAAUCUCCAUCUCUAGGUAAAAGCUAGUACUUCCAAAUCCCAGCUCACUGUGGCUAUAAUUAGCACGCUAUUAUCAGUCCGAUUAAGUACCGAUCACCCCUGUUGAGAAUAACAUGAAUUAUGUGUGUGAUGUAGCGUUUACUGUGGCAGAAAUGAAUAAUGUAGAAUUAAGACGGUUAUUCACAAGUAAAAAAAAAAAAAGUCCCAUUGUGUUGCACCUGCUCAUUUGUCAGUUACAUUACAAAGCAAGAAAACAAAUGACACUUUCUUACGGAUGCGGAAGCUCAAUGGGGUUUUUUUUUAAUUGUGAAAUAAAUCCUAUAGGUUUCGAUUUCCUGAGUUCUCUGUACAGGAUGUGGUGACUCAACUCAAGCAGAUCCACCACUGGUUUUCUCUGCAUAGAACUCAGUAAGUUUCUCUGAUCACAGGUGUAUAUUAGCAUAAGUAUGACAAAAAAAUAUAGCUGGACAUGGUAACUUUUU
This is a messenger RNA of Doryrhamphus excisus (bluestripe pipefish), 3714 nucleotides long. RefSeq names its product glutaminyl-tRNA amidotransferase subunit QRSL1 (gene qrsl1). Gene Ontology annotation, cellular component: mitochondrion; glutamyl-tRNA(Gln) amidotransferase complex. Gene Ontology annotation, molecular function: glutaminyl-tRNA synthase (glutamine-hydrolyzing) activity. NCBI's taxonomy places the organism in Eukaryota, Metazoa, Chordata, Actinopteri, Syngnathiformes, Syngnathidae. The record is from RefSeq and is a predicted model, not a curated record. Gene Ontology annotation, biological process: mitochondrial translation; glutaminyl-tRNAGln biosynthesis via transamidation.